UCUUACCGCGGUUAUGCUAGUGGACAAAAUUCAAGAUGUCGCGUGGUACCAGCGCUGGGUUUGACCGACACAUAACAAUUUUUUCGCCGGAAGGACGGUUAUAUCAAGUUGAAUAUGCUUUUAAAGCCAUAAAUCAAGGCGGAUUAACAUCUAUCGGUCUUCGUGGGGCUGACUCAGCAGUAGUUGUGACUCAAAAGAAAGUCCCAGACAAACUGCUGGAUGCCUCCACUGUGACUCACCUGUUUGAGUUAUCAGAAAGAAUAGGAUGUGUUAUGACCGGCGUGAUAGCUGAUGCUCGUUCCCAGGUUCAGAGGGCUAGAUAUGAAGCAGCCAACUGGAAAUAUAAAUAUGGGUAUGAAAUUCCUGUAGAUAUGCUGUGCAAUAGAAUUGCUGACAUUUCACAAGUUUACACUCAAAAUGCUGAGAUGAGACCACUUGGAUGCAGUAUGAUUCUGGUUGGCAUUGAUGAUGAAAAAGGUCCACAGUUAUACAAAACAGACCCUGCUGGAUAUUACUGUGGCUUCAAAGGCUGUAGUGUUGGUGUUAAGCAAACAGAGGCAAAUAGCUUUCUUGAAAAGAAGAUAAAGAAAAAACAUGCAUGGACACAAAGUGAAACUAUUGAGACAGCCAUCAGCUGCCUGUCAUCUGUGUUAUCUGCUGACUUUAAGCCAUCUGAGUUAGAAGUUGGUAUUGUGACAACUGAUAAUCCACGGUUCAAGAUCCUAACAGAAGCUGAAAUUGAUGUACAUUUGGUCGCCAUUGCAGAGCGAGAUUAGUUACUUACCAGGAACAUUGCACAACGCAGGAACUGACUGUCUAGAAGCCCAGAAAUGCUGGUUGUAGACCAUUGACUGUUAUACCAUGCUGCUUUCACUCUCUUGCAAAAUAAAACUUGAUUGAAUUCUUAA
Stylophora pistillata is the source of this 908-nucleotide messenger RNA. RefSeq names its product proteasome subunit alpha type-6. The record is from RefSeq and is a predicted model, not a curated record. Gene Ontology annotation, biological process: ubiquitin-dependent protein catabolic process. Gene Ontology annotation, cellular component: proteasome core complex, alpha-subunit complex; proteasome core complex. Lineage: Eukaryota; Metazoa; Cnidaria; Anthozoa; Scleractinia; Pocilloporidae.